Molecule: messenger RNA, 4500 nt
Organism: Zalophus californianus (California sea lion)
Lineage: Eukaryota; Metazoa; Chordata; Mammalia; Carnivora; Otariidae
Gene: CDAN1
Product: codanin 1
Exons: 28
Coding region: 47-3688 (1213 amino acids)
Biological process (GO): chromatin organization
Cellular component (GO): nucleus
Source: RefSeq, a predicted model, not a curated record
UGGCGCGCCGGCGCCUGCGCAAUCGCCUUCAAGCGCCCCGACCGGGAUGGCGGCCGUUUUGGAGGCGCUGCUGCGAGAGGAGGUGUCGGUCGCCGAGGCCGUGCGGUGGAUCGCGCGCAGCGCCCAGAGUUCGGAGGAUGACCCCGGGGAGGCGGCCGCGCUGGGCUCCCUCCGGCCACUGCGGAAGGAAUUCGUGCCGUUCCUGCUCAACUUCCUGAGGGAGCAGAGCAGCCGCGUCCUCCCGCAGGGCCCUCCAACCCCCGCCAAGGCCCCGGGCUCCUCGGCAGCUCUGCCAGGGAGGCCGGGGGGCCCGCCGCGGGGCGGCCGCGGGGCGCGCAGCCAGCUCUUCCCCCCGACCGAGCCUUCGAGCGCCGCCGCCGCCGAGGCCCCUUCGGCCCGCCGCGGGGGCAGGAGGCGGGGCCCGGGGCCGGGCCGCGAGCGGGGAGGCCGCGGCCCCGGGGGCCUGGAGGAGGGGGUCGGCGGAGAGAGUCAGCCUUGGGCCGGGGGCCGGAGGCCCAGAGGCUCUGGCAGCCCCGGCAGCCCCAGCCUCGCGCGCUCUGAUCCGCCAAACCUCAGCAACCUGGAGGAGUUCCCUCCCGUAGGCUCGGUUCCCCCGGGCCCUGCAGGCAGGACGAAGCCUUCACGCCGGAUCAACCCAACUCCGGUGAGCGAAGAGCGGUCACUCUCCAAGCCCAAGACCUGCUUCACCUCACCCCCAAUCAACUGUGUCCCCAGUUCCCAACCCUCAGUCCCGGACACUAGCCCUUGGGGCCAUGGCCUUCCCCCAGGGUGCAGAAGUCUGCAAGAGGAGCGGGAGAUGCUCAGGAAGGAGCGCUCUAAGCAGCUGCAGCAGUCACCGACCGCCGCCUGUCCCACCUCAGAAUCGGGGUCUCCCCUCCCCAGCCGGACAGGAAACCUCACAGCUGAACCUGCUGACCCUGCCAGAGUGUCUUCCCGCCAGCGCCUGGAGCGGAUAGCCCUCGUCUACUCUUCAUGCAUUGCCGAGAACCUGGUACCAAACCUCUUCUUGGAGCUUUUCUUCGUCCUUCAACUCCUUACUGCUCGGAGGAUGGUGGCCACCAAGGACAGUGACCUUGAACCAACUCCAGGAGCACCAGAUUCCCUGGAAAGCCCACUGUUCCAGAAUGUCCAUGAUUGUGUCUUCUUUGCAGUGCAGGUUCUGGAGCAUCAGUUUCAGGUUCUUUCCUACCUGGACAAAGGGACCUUGAAGCUGUUGGCUGAGAACGAGCGGCUGCUGUGCUUCUCACCGGCUCUGCAAGGCCGCCUCCGAGCUGCCUAUGAGGGCAGUGUUGCCAAGGUCUCUCUGGCGAUGCCACCCUCUGCUCAAGCUGUCUCCUUUCAGCCAGAAACAGACAAUCGUGCCAACUUCUCCAGUGACCGAGCCUUUCAUACUUUUAAAAAACAGAGGGACGUGUUUUUUGAGGUGCUUCGAGAGUGGGAAGAUCGGCAUGAGGAACCUGGCUGGGAUUUUGAGAAGGGCUUGGGCAGCAGGAUCAGAGCCAUGAUGGGUCAGCUCUCUGCAGCCUGCAGCCAUAGCCAUUUUGUUCGGCUUUUCCAGAAACAACUUCUCCAGAUGUGUCAGAGUCCUGGUGGCGCUGGGGGCACUGUCUUGGGGGAGGCUCCGGAUGUGUUAAGUAUGCUUGGAGCUGACAAGCUGGGGCGGUUGCGGCGCCUACAGGAAAGGCUCGUGGCCCCUCAGAGCAGCGGGGGCCCCUGCCCACCCCCCACCUUCCCAGGCUGUCAGGGCUUCUUCAGGGACUUCAUCCUGAGCGCCAGCAGCUUCCAGUUUAAUCAGCAUCUCAUGGACAGUCUGAGUUUGAAGAUCCGGGAGCUGAACAGCCUUGCCCUGCCCCAACCUGAGCCUAGCGACGAAGACGGGGAGUCAGAUGUGGACUGGCAGGGUGAACGGAGGCAGUUUGCCGUGGUGCUGCUCAGCCUGAGGCUUCUGGCUAAAUUCCUGGGCUUUGUGGCUUUCCUGCCGUACCGGGGGCCCGAGCCACCCCCGACCCGUGAGCUCCAGGACUCCAUUCUGGCCCUGAGGAGCCAGGUGCCCCCUGCCCUGGACGUGCGGGCUCUGCUGCAGCAGGGGCUGCGGGCCCGCCGAGCCGUGCUCACUGUGCCCUGGCUGGUGGAAUUCCUUUCCCUCGCCGACCACAUCGUGCCCCUGCUGGACUAUUACCGCAGCAUCUUCACUGUCCUGCUGCACCUACACCGGAGCUUGGUCUUGUCAAAGGAAAGCGAAGGGGAGAUGUGUUUCCUGAACAAGUUGCUGCUGCUUGCUGUCCUGGGCUGGCUUUUCCAGAUUCCCACGGUCCCUGAGGACCUGUUCUUUCUGGAAGAGGGUCAGUGGGAUGCCUUGGAGGUGGCUACAGUAGCUUCCGAGCAUGGGCUGGAUGGCAUGCCUGUGGUGGACCAGCACCUGCUCUACACCUGCUGCCCCUAUAUCGGAGAGCUCCGGAAACUGCUGGCGUCAUGGGUGUCGGGCAGCAGUGGGCGGAGUGGGGGCUUUGUGAGGAAGAUCACUCCCACCACCACCACCACCGGCCUUGGAGCCCAGCCUCCGCGGACCACCCAGGGGCUGCAGGCACAGCUGGCCCAAGCCUUCUUCCACAACCAGCCGCCUUCCCUGCGCAGGACUGUGGAGUUUGUGGCAGAGAGAAUCGGCUCUAACUGCGUCAAACACAUCAAGGCCACGCUGGUGGCAGAUCUGGUGCGCCAGGCAGAGUCGCUUCUUCAAGAGCAGCUGCUGACACGGGGACAGGACGGGGGAGAUCCAGCCCAGCUGUUGGAGAUCUUGUGCUCCCAGCUGUGCCCCCAUGGGGCGCAGGCAUUGACCCGGGGGCGGGAGUUCUGUCAGAAGAAGAGCCCUGGGGCCAUACGGGCACUGCUUCCGGAGGAGACCCCGGCAGCUGUUCUAAGCAGCGCAGAGAACAUUGCUGUGGGGCUUGCAACAGAGAAAGCCUGUGCUUGGUUGUCAGCCAACAUCACAGCACUGAUCAGGAGAGAGGUGAAGGCGGCAGUGAGUCGCACACUUCGAGCCCAGGGUCCCGAAGCAGCUGCCCGGGGGGAGCGGAGGGGCUGCUCCCGAGCCUGUGAGCACCAUGCUCCCCUCCCCUCCCACCUCAUCUCCGAGAUCAAAGAUGUGCUGUCUUUGGCUGCGGGCCCCCGGGACCCCGAGGAGGGAGUCUCUCCGGACCAUCUGGAGCAGCUCCUGGGCCAGCUGGGCCAGACACUGCAGUGCCGCCAGUUCCUGUGCCCGCCUGCGGAGCAGCAUCUGGCGAAGUGCUCUGUGGAUUUAGCAUCCCUCCUUGGUAUGGCUCCUUUUCAUGACAUCACGCUCUUGCUGGAUCCCCCAGAUCACAGGGCCGGCUGGACUUUCUUCUUUUCCCAUAGUGGCAGACCACAUCCCUGUCCCCGGGCCCCCGGCCCCGCGCAGGCUAGAGAGGGGGCAGGCUCGAAGGCUCCUGCACGCGCUGCUCUCCUUGUGGAAGGACGACUUUCAGGUGCCGGUUCCGCUGCAGCUGCUGCUGAGCCCAAGAAACGUGGGGCUCCUGGCGGACACUCGGCCAAGAGAGUGGGACCUGCUGCUCUUCUUGCUCCGGGAGCUGGUAGAGAAAGGGCUCAUGGGACGGACAGAGAUAGAGGCCUGCCUGGGCAGCCUCCGUGACGCCCAGUGGCCAAAGGACUUCUCCGAAGAAUUAGCGACACUGUUCCACCUGUUUCUAGCUGAGCCUCACAUGCCAGAACCCCAGCUAAGAGCUUGUGAGCUGGUGCAAACAAACCGGGGAACUGUGCUGGCCCAGAGCUAGGGCUGGGGAGCAGUCUUAUCUUGGGUGUCUGACCAGAACCCCGGCCUCAGGAGGAGGCCCCCACGCCCCCCCACUGAGUGCUCACUGCUGACCCUUGCUGAGGAAGGAGUAGCUAAGUCUGUAGUCAGGCCUCCUGCUCAUGUGUGAAGGAAGUGUGGGGCUGCCUGGCAUCCCACCGACUGCAGGCUCACCACCCAAGUCCUAGAGGAAGGAGAGUUCGCCUGAUUCAGGAUUAUGAUGGCAAAGCCUAGAGACUCCAGUCCUGGAGCAGAAGAGUUGGCAUUUAUUACUUGGAUUAUUAAAUGACACGCGUGGGCUUGACAACACAGGACUUGAGCCCCAUUUGCUGCUACCCCAGUGUCCCUUAAAACUUUGUGGUUUGGAAAUCAUGACAGAGGCAAAUGACUUCUGCUUAACCUGUGGGUAAAGUUAAAACAUGAAUCUUGGGAGUUGACAUUAUCUUACCACCAGGAGCUGGACCGCCUGCCAUCUCCUUAAAAAUGCACAAUACGUGAGUGGGGGGGGGGCUGCCCCUCCGGAAACCCAGCUUUGACCCUGCACCUUCUCUGCCUUCAGCCCCGGGCAGGUACUAACUCUCAGCCGUAGCUCCGUCCGGGGGCCGAGCACAGGGCAGAACAUUAGAGCUUUUUAAAAUAAACUGUUUUCUUUA